Messenger RNA from Zea mays, 1341 nucleotides. Its product is annotated as expansin-A12. The record is from RefSeq and is a predicted model, not a curated record. Lineage: Eukaryota; Viridiplantae; Streptophyta; Magnoliopsida; Poales; Poaceae. Bases 132 to 884 code for a protein of 250 amino acids. Gene Ontology annotation, biological process: plant-type cell wall organization. The transcript has 2 exons. Gene Ontology annotation, cellular component: extracellular region.
CGCCCUCUCCCUCACCGCUACCCAGCCGGCCUCAUCAUCACCUCCCCGUGCCGUCGUCCCUCCCACGUUGCAUCCAGCUCGCGCCCACCAACUGACCUAGCUAGCUACAGCAGGGUACAUUGUCAAUCGGCAUGGCGCGCAAGGUCCUGCUGCUGGUGGCUGCCGUAGCCGCGUGCCUCGCCGCGACGGUUCGCGCGGGGUGGCAGAGGGGCUCGGCGACGUUCUACGGCGGGGCCGACGCCUCCGGCACGAUGGGUGGCGCGUGCGGGUACGGCAACCUGUACUCGGCGGGGUACGGCGCGAGCACGGCGGCGCUGAGCUCGACGCUGUUCAACGACGGCGCGGCGUGCGGGCAGUGCUACCAGGUGCAGUGCGACCAGCAGAACAGCCGGUGGUGCAAGCCGGGCGUGGUCGUCACCGUCACCGCCACCAACCUGUGCCCGGCCGACUACUCCAAGCCCAGCAACGACGGCGGCUGGUGCAACCCGCCGCGCCAGCACCUGGACAUGUCCCAGCCGUCCUGGGAGAAGAUCGGCGUCUACAGCGGCGGCAUCGUCCCGGUCUUCUUCCAGCGGGUGUCGUGCUCCAGGAGCGGCGGGGUGCGCUUCACCGUCAACGGCAACAGGUACUUCAAGCUGGUGCUCGUCAGCAACGUGGGCGGCCCGGGCUCCGUCAGCGCCGUGCAGAUCAAGGGCUCCUACACGGCGUGGAUCACCAUGUCACGGAACUGGGGCGCCAACUGGCAGGCCAACAGCGACCUCACCGGCCAGAGCAUCUCCUUCCGGGUCACCGCCACCAACGGCCAGUUUCUUCAGUUCGACAACGUCGCCGGCUCUGGCUGGCAGCUGGGCCAGACCUUCACCAACGGCAAUAAUUUCUACUAGCGGCGGCGCAGAGCCGGCCGGUGGCAGCGCCCAUCCACGCCGCCGGCCGGCUCUCUGCACGCCCGACGAUUUGCUUUCACCUUCAUUUUUAGGGUCAUUGUUAAGGAAAUGUUAGUGACUCCAUGCUUUAGCGGCUAGGCGUAAUGCAUGCGGUUGACAUGGCUGAGGCGUGGGUUUUCAUGGGUCUCUCCGGCCGGCCUGAUCGAGCUCCUAGUGCCCGCUAUGCCGGCCGCUUUUACGAUGAAAAUGAUUGUUGCUGGGGAAAGAAACAAAAGAAAAACAAACAGUUAAAUUCUGUCUGAGUACCUUUGCCAGGACAUAGGUUAAAUAGCGUGGACCUGAUCGAUGGACGCGCAAGAAAUGGAGCUUAUUGGAAGAAGCGGCACACCACAUGCGAGUUUACUGUUGACAUUUAAAAAAAUAUAAUAUAUGAAAUGGACAUGCAAGAUUUUGACUA